Amyelois transitella is the source of this 2831-nucleotide messenger RNA. RefSeq names its product juvenile hormone esterase. Bases 941 to 2533 code for a protein of 530 amino acids. The record is from RefSeq and is a predicted model, not a curated record. NCBI's taxonomy places the organism in Eukaryota, Metazoa, Arthropoda, Insecta, Lepidoptera, Pyralidae. The transcript has 4 exons.
UUAAGGAAGAGUCAUUCGGUGUGAUACCCACCCACUCCUGGCUUGUGCUCGUUGUCAGACCCCGAGCUUCUCCUCAGUGAGGACGCAACUGGGAUAAACGCUAGGAAGAUGACGUGUUCAUAUUCAAUCUAGCAGAAUAAUUUAAAUCAAACUACAAAGUAACAAACAAUAAACGUUAUGAAACCUUAUCAAAAAGUGAAUACUCUCACGUAUACUUAUAAGUGUUUUUGCUGUUAUAUAUUAUAUUAUAUACAUUAUUUUACAUGUUAUUAGACACGUAACACCUAGUAGAGUAAUAUUUUUAUCGUCAAAGGUUUGUCAAAGAAGCAGUAACGUAAGAGAGAAGUAGGAAGUAAAUCAGCCCGCAUAAAAUAUAAUAGAUAUUAUAUAUAUAUUAACAGCAUAUAUAUAUAAUAGUAGGUAUAUAUAUAUAUAUAUAUAUAUACAGUCACGUCUAUAUCCCUUGCGGGGUAGACAGAGCGAACAGACUAAUAGGCCACGUUCAGGUUUUGGCUUGAUAAUUGAAUUACAUGCAUAUAUUGAAGCCCUACAACUACAUAUAAACUCUGUCUCCUUUUAUCCUCAUCAAGAAUUAAAACAAUAAUAUAAACAGUAACGUUAAAUCAACUAAGUACUUAUCAGUAUUAUGCUAGUACUCAGUUUAGCAGUCGUGUCACAGCUGUGUUUAAUCUAAUACGUGUGCUGUGUUUAAUAAAAUGUUCAUAGAAGCACUUAUAUGUAUCAUCAUAUCAAUGGUAUCAACGGAAUGUUUCCUAAUCGCCACCACUACAGGGCUCGUGAGAGGGAAACUCAAUAAUGACUACAAUUUAUCUUACUUUUCAUAUCAAGGUAUUCCAUAUGCUGAAAAUCCUACAGGCGAACUGCGAUUUAAGAAAAUACGUAAUGACUGAAAUGAUGUUGAUGUUAUACAAACAUCAUAAUGGGUUUGAGACGUAGACGUAAAAAGAACAAAAUUAUUUUAAAAUUUAUGCAGGCCCCUAUUCCCAAAAAACCUUGGACCAACAUUCUGGACGCUACGAAACCAGGCCCAGUCUGUCCCCAACCAGAAGGAAACUAUAACAGAUUACAAAUGUCCGAAGACUGCUUAGUAUUAAAUAUUUAUGUUCCCGCAAAUACAACAGGAAAAUUACUACCAGUUUUCACAUUUGUCCAUGGUGGCGGGUAUAAGAUGCUAUCCGGGGACACUGACAUACUGUAUGGACCACAAUUUUAUCUGAAAUGCGAUCUCAUUUUCGUGUCUAUGAAUUACAGUUUGCUUUAUAAAUGUUUUAGAUUAGGAGCUCUAGGGUUUUUUUCCCUAGAGAACGACCAAUUUCCAGGUAACGCGGGAUUAAAAGACGUUCUACUGGCGUUAAAAUGGAUCAGAGUAAACAUAGAUAGAUUUGGAGGUGACAACAGUAUGAUGACAAUAGGAGGAAGCAGUUCCGGCUCGUCCAUGUCACAUUACUUAAUGUUGACAAAUAAAGCCAAAGGACUUUUCAAUCGGGCCUUUCUUGCAAGUGGAAGUGCUAUCAGUUUUAGAUUUGUACAGAAGAAACCUAGAGAUAACGCGUUGGCAUUGGCUGAUAAACUAGGAUUGACAAUAGAAGAUAGUGAAAACUUUACCCAAACAAUUUCCAAAAUUGACGUUUCUGAUAUAGUGGACGCCCAGGAGAAUAUUUUCAAAGAUAAAAGAAGUGAGAUGAGACCGUUUGGUCCGUUUGUUCCCUCGGUCGAACCCGUAUUGCCAGAAGCAGUUAUCACGAAACAUCCUUUGGAUAUAUUAAGAUUUGGCACGCCAAAUCCAGUUCCAGUGUUGGUGGGAUUCAACUCAUUAGAGGGCGUAUAUUAUUGGGCUACUUUAAAGAAAAAUGAGACAUUGGUCAAAAACUUACCAAAACUGUUUCCAGAUUGUAUACCGCCCGAUUUGGAGUGUCCAAAGAAGUCGGAAUAUUACCAAAAAUUGGUUGAUUAUAUCAGUGAUUUUUAUUUCGGGGGUACUGAUUUAAACAACUUUACCCGACACAAUUUCCUAGAGCUGCUCUCUGAUACCCAAUAUACAUACAAUGUCGACCACUGGAUAAAAAUAUAUAAAGAUCAAAACCCGAAUAACGUAUUGUAUUAUUACUUGUUCGACUUUGAUGGCGACCUGAAUUGGGCCAAACUGAACUACCACGUGACGGAGGUGGCGGGCACGGCGCACUCCGAUGACUUGGGUUACCAGUUCAUCACGAGAACAACAAAGCCCUUGCUAAAUGACAUCGAUUCACGAUCGCGUCGAAUGAUGGACCUAAUGAUGACUCUAUUCACUAAUUUCAUGAAAUAUGGAAAUCCAACACCAGACUGCUAUGAAGGAACCAAAUGGCCACAGUACAAUACACAAGAGAAGUACAUGGUGCUCACUGACGAGCCUAGGGUCGGGGAACGCGGGCCGAACGCGAAUAGGAUGGAAUUCUGGCGCAACGUCUAUCAAGAGUUUCAAGAAGUUUGUGUCAAUUUGGGAGGACCAGUGAAAGACAAUAACCUUAUAUAAGAAACAGAUAUAGAAUGACAGAGCUAAGACACCCAGAUAGCAUCAUUUCCUUGCUCUGUGGAACUGGCGUGGCGAAAAAUUUUUGUUUUAAUAUAAAUUAAACACAUAUUACUUAAUGAAACAUUUAUUUUAAACAAUCAUCUCUUUUCAAAAAUUAGGAAAUUAACAUUCAGUGUUAAUAGUGUAUCUCAUACAUAAGCUAUGAUUUAGAUCUUGAAUUUAGCAUGCUGAAUACGAUCAGAAUUUCAUGACUAAUUAUCUGACAGAAAAUGGAAUUUGAAACCUAAUACUUCUCCAA